Molecule: messenger RNA, 2317 nt
Organism: Oncorhynchus kisutch (coho salmon)
Lineage: Eukaryota; Metazoa; Chordata; Actinopteri; Salmoniformes; Salmonidae
Gene: tekt2
Product: tektin 2 (testicular)
Exons: 10
Coding region: 378-1832 (484 amino acids)
Biological process (GO): cilium assembly; cilium movement involved in cell motility
Cellular component (GO): nucleus; microtubule cytoskeleton
Source: RefSeq, a predicted model, not a curated record
GAAACCGUAUCUAGUUUAAAUUUGAAUAGGCCUAGUCUUGCAGGCGUUUCUCAAAAUGCAUGCUACCGUGCCAAACAUGUGUAUAACUAAACCAAGAUAGGGAACAAAUUAGUCAUAGUUGGCAGAACAAGCAAGGACCUGGGCAGAGGCCAAGCAGGAGCUUGCGAGAUCCUGUUGUAGCGUAUACUUUCAUGUUUCUGUUAGGGAACGCCGACUCAAAAGUGGCUAAAUUCGCCUUUGCACUCCUAAACAAUGCACGUUUUUUCUUACUUUACUAAGGGGUAAACCUACAAAAUAUAGUCCACGCUGUUCGAAUCAGAGGAUAGUUUUGGGAACAGAAAACUGUUAAUGAGAUCAAAUGUUUCAUCGAUGAGAAAAUGUGCAGAAUAUCAGCCAAAUCCAUCUCGUUCCUGCUUCUCCAACUGCCGGACACUUGGCUUCCCCACUACGAGUGGAAACGCCAAGUGGAUGCUUCACUUUUAUAUAUCCGUCUUGUCCUCACAAGAAUGUACUCAAGAGAACGUGGUCAGAGAAUGCACUCAGAGCAUGAGAGUGUAGAGCACUGUAGGGCCAAGCCUGGGCUCAGGUACAGUGUGUCUGACUGGGACACCAGUAACAAGCAGAUAUCUGACACAGCAGAACACAGGAGACACAUGUCACACAUGACAAGGCAGGAAGGGAGGGCCUUACGCAAUGAGACAACCAGCAAGACUAACUGGGAUAAGAGUGACAGCUCUCGCAGACUGAGUGAUAGGAUCUGGGAUAUCUCCCGCUGGAGAGAGACUUUGGAAUCAUGCAUACAGGAAGUGGAGAAAGAGAUGGAUGCCUUAACCCUGGGGAAGGAGGAGACUGAGCGGGCUCUGACAGCCACCGCAGUGCCUCUAGAGGUCACGGUGGAGUGCCUGACCCUGAGGGAGGGUCGCCGCGGCAACGAGCUGGUCAGCGACCCAGUGGAGGCCCAGCUGAAGAAGGAAGUGGAGAUGAUCGACGGAGCACAGCGGGUGCUCCAGCAGCGCAUCGACAAGGCGUUCGAGCAGCUGUGUCUUCUUCAGGUGUCCCGGCAGCAGCUGACCCAUGACCUUCAGAACAAGAUUGAGGCCCAGGACAUUGACCUCUCCUGCUUGUCUAUCACUGUGACAUCACCUAAGACCUCCCUGAAGCCCAACCCCCUGCGCAUACCCAUAGGUUCCACCACCCCCCAGCAGUGGGAGCAGUUCAGCCAGUACAACGUGGCCCGAGCUCAGGAGGAGAUGCAGGCAUCACUGCAGCUGAGGGAGGACAUGAGUGUCACCAGGGCACAGUUGCAGAAUGAGCUGGAUGCUCAGCGAAUCGCCACAGUGUUUGCCAUCCGUAAACGCACUCACCACCUGGAGCAGGCUCACGAUGAGACGCAGUGGCAGAUGAAGAGCUCCCAGGAUGAGAUCUCAGAUAUGGAGAGGGACAUCCGUAGUCUAGAGGAUGAUCUCCAGGCUAAGAUGGCCCCACUAAAGCUGGUCCACACCCGGCUGGAGAACAGGACCAAGAGGCCUGGAGUCGAUCUCUGUAGGGAUGAGGUUCAGUAUGGGCUUGUGGAUGAAGCCAAUCAGCUGGAGGCCACCAUUCUGGCUCUGAAACAGAAACUGGCCCAGGCUCAGUAUGCCCUCCAGGCUCUCCAGCUGCACCAGGCCCAUAUGGGGGAGGAUCUGUCCCGUAAGAAGGACGCCCUCUCUCUAGAGCAGCGCAGCCUUGAGACACGCAGCCGCCUCGCCUCCGCUGCUUUCACUGACGUGUCCUCUGGCGCCGUGGUCCCCCUCACCAUCUCCAGCGGGAGACACAACCUGGAGCUGGCCUAGGCUCACCAAUUCAUCUCACACACACAACCUUAGGGUUCUCUGACCGUAACCUUAUUUCCCUCAAUUUAUUAACCAUACCAUAAAUAUGCACAUUCGCAUCUCAAUUGUGUUUUUGUGUCUAUGUUUAUCUUUUAGGCCCCUGUGUAUUCUGUGCGUUUUACAGCGGUCAUAGUCUUACACCUAUCUUCUGUAAGUUCCGUUAUGUGUUAUCAAUUGAACAUUGUGUAUCAAAAAAGAUCGGCAUCAUAUUAAAACUGCAAUAUGUAACUUUUUGGGCGACCUGACCAGUUUUACAUAGAAAUAUGAAUUAUAGAUGUCAUUUUCUUUGAAAGCAAGUCUAAGAAGCAGUAGGUCUGUUCUAUGUGCCUUAUUUCGAUGCUUCCCGUUCUAAAGUUAUGUUUUUGUGUCUUUCGGUUUUGUUUCAAAACAGCUGAAAAUACAAUAUUAUUGGUUAUUGAAAAUAUAUUAAAGUGGUUUAGGUGGUA